Striga hermonthica is the source of this 1692-nucleotide messenger RNA. The record is from the annotation of a GenBank genome assembly. Lineage: Eukaryota; Viridiplantae; Streptophyta; Magnoliopsida; Lamiales; Orobanchaceae.
AUGAUGGCUGAUACAACUAACGAGGAGUUAUCCGCUCUCGAUGUAGACGGCCACGGCACGCACACGGCAAGCACCGCCGCGGGCGCCGUGGUUCCCAACGCGAGCCUCUUUGGCUACGCUAGCGGCAACGCUCGUGGAAUGGCUCCCACAGCCAGGAUUGCGGCCUACAAAGUCUGCGGGGACAAGGGUUGUAUGGGAUCAGACAUACUCGCCGGCAUUGAGAGUGCGAUUCAAGACGGAGUCGACAUCCUGUCCAUGUCCCUCGGUGGUCCACCCGCGCUGUAUUACAAAGAUCCCAUUGCCAUCGGAACUUUUAGGGCCAUAGAAAAAGGGAUCUUCGUCUCGUGCUCGGCCGGAAACUCAGGCCCAGCCAAUAGGACGGUCUCGAAUGUCGCGCCGUGGAUUAUGACCAUUGGCGCUAGCACAAUCGAUCGGGAUUUCCCGGCUUACGUCACUCUAGGCAACAACAAAAACUUCACAGGCGUGUCGUUGUACAGUGGGAAAGGCAUCGGGACAGAGUUGGUAGAGUUAGUCUACAGCCCAGGCGGCAACGAGUCGAGCAAUCUGUGCUUGUCAGGGUCCCUUGACGCCGCCCAAGUGAAGGGCAAGGUGGUGAUCUGCGACAGAGGGGAAAACGCGCGGGUGGAGAAAGGGGAGGUGGUUAAAGCAGCCGGAGGCUUGGGGAUGAUACUGGCCAACACAGCGGAAAACGGCGGGGAGGAGCUGGUGGCCGACAGCCACGUUCUGCCGGCGGUGGCGGUGGGGCAGAUGUCGGCGGAGGCGAUAAAAAAAUACCUCAAGACGCACAAGAAGGUGACUGCGAUGUUGAGCUUUGGGGGAACGGUGGUGAAUGUGAAGCCGGCACCGGUGGUGGCCGCGUUCAGCUCGAGGGGCCCGAACACGGUGACGCCGGAGAUCCUGAAGCCCGACGUGACCGGGCCCGGCGUCAACAUCCUGGCGGCAUGGACAGGGGCUGCGAGUCCCACGGAGAUGCCACUGGACACCAGGAGAAGCCCUUUCAACAUCAUAUCAGGUACAUCCAUGUCGUGCCCGCACAUAAGUGGGCUGGCGGCCCUUGUGAAGGCGGCCCACCCGGACUGGAGCCCGAGCGCGAUCAAGUCGGCCCUCAUGACCACAGCCUACACCCUCGAAAACACCAACACCCCCAUCAGUGAUGCCAACGACAGGUCCUACGCGACCGCGUACGCCAUGGGCGCUGGCCACGUGGACCCGAUCAAGGCCCUCUCCCCGGGCCUCGUGUACAACACCACCCGGCGCGACUACCUCGCCUUCCUAUGCUCCCUCGGCUACAGUCCGACCAAUAUUCUGGCCAUCACCAGGAGCAGGAAGCUAACGUGCGCCAGCCUUAAGUCCCAGUUCAAGACCCCGGCCGAUCUCAACUACCCCUCUUUCUCCGUGCGGUUUAAAAACACCAGGGUGGUGCGUCUGACCAGGAAGUUGACCAGCGUGGAGCCCGGUGAGUCAGUUUAUAAUGUCUCGGUCAAGAUGCCCCCGAGUGUGAACGUGACCGUGAAGCCGACGACACUUGUUUUCAAUGGCCUUGGGCACAGGUUGAGGUACACGGUCACGUUCGUGUCGAAAAGUGCUUCGCGUAAGGAUGCGUUUGGCUCGAUUUCUUGGAAUAAUGUGAAGCGUGCGGUGACGAGCCCGGUUGCAUACUCAUGGCAUUGA